Aspergillus ochraceoroseus IBT 24754 is the source of this 957-nucleotide messenger RNA. Its product is annotated as alpha/beta hydrolase. Gene Ontology annotation, molecular function: hydrolase activity. The record is from RefSeq and is a predicted model, not a curated record. The transcript has 3 exons. Bases 1 to 957 code for a protein of 318 amino acids. Lineage: Eukaryota; Fungi; Ascomycota; Eurotiomycetes; Eurotiales; Aspergillaceae.
AUGACAUCGACCCUCGAUCCUAUCAAUCUACAUUUUGUCAACUUCAUCUCUAACGGUACUCCAUUAUAUCAAAAGAGCUACCCAGAGGCCCGGAGGACGCUGGAGGAUAUUCAGAGGCACAAUCCGGCGGCCAACAUCAGCCAGCAGAAGAUCCAGGUUCCGUAUGGAGCAGGAAAUGUCGAGACCAUUAUAUUCCGCCCGAAGGCGGCUUCGGGCUCCCUCCCUGUGAUUUUUUAUACACACGGUGGUGGAUGGAUUCUCGGAAGCCCUAAUGCUCAUGGUUCUCUCAUGGAAGAUCUGGCCCGUCAGACAAAUGCGGCGGUUGUCUUCCCUUCCUAUACUCCUGCUCCCGAAGCGCAGUAUCCCACGCAGUUUGAAGAGUCCUUCGCUGUGCUAAAGCACAUCAUGGGAAAUGGCGCGAAGUUGAACAUUAAGUCUGACACGGUUACGUUGGCAGGAGACAGCGUUGGAGGGCACAUGGCAAUUGCAAUGGUGCAGAUGGUUCAUCAGCGCCAGCUCCCACUCAAGAUAUCUCACAUGGUGCUGUUCUACCCGGUGACUGAUACUCACCAGAAGAGCAACACGUACAGGGAGUUUGCGAACGGGCCUUACCUGACGGAACGCACCAUGGACUGGAUGAUUGAUGCGUUCUUGCCCAACCCUGAAGACCGAUGUAAUGCGUUGACCUCUCCACUGACCUUUGCAUCUGACAAGGAAUUGUCUCGUUUCCCACCCACGACCUUGUUUGUUUCUGGGGCGGAUCCAUUGAUCGGAGAAGGAGAGGCGUUCGGACACCGUCUCCAGAAGGCCAGGGUCGAAACGACCUUGCUGAAAGCUGAUGGCCAGAUUCACGACUAUGUGAUGCUUGAGCCCGUUCGCAAGUCUGCCACGGCCAAGGCAGUAGUCGAACUAGCCUCCGCGAGGCUGAGGGACGCAAUGCGCGGCUUACGGCAUUGA